AUGCUUCCUACGAAUGCUGUUAUGGAUUCAAGUACAGGCGAUAUUUACAUUGCAGAUUACGGUAACUACGCCGUGAAGGUAGUCUACGGAAACACAGGUAGAAACGCCAUUCUCGAGCACGAUGUAUCAUCUCGCUCCUCCAAGUUGGUGAGCGAAGUAAGCACUGAUCUCUCGAAGCCACUGGGUCUGGAGACUGAUGAGGAUUGCAACAGUCUCUACAUUGCAGACAGUGCUAAUCACCGUGUGCUCAAGUAUGCCUUCGGUGCAACCCCAGCCAUUACAACAGUUAUUGGAACAGGCGCUCCAGGGAAAAGUGAUUCGAGUGCAACCGCCACCACCUUCCAGAUUGAUUCGCCUUCUGCUGUGGCGUUAAACGGCGAUAUUCUCUACGUCGUGGAUUCCGGAAAUAAACGUGUUUUGGCAGUGAAUCUGGUAGAUCAGUCUGUCGAGAUAUUUGACGGAAGCGCUGCAGACUCCUCAAUUGUCUUUGAACGGCCAGUGUCAGCAGCUAUCGCACAAACAGAGGUAUGUAUAAAACCUGAACCAAGCCUUACCAUUAUGCGGCUAAUUACUCCAAAGAUGUGGAUAUAUGAAUCUGAAGAUGUGCCUGACGCGCAGGAUGGCGAAGUUCUGGUCGUUGCUGAUGCCGCUUCUCGAGCCUUGCGCAAGAUUGACCUUCAAACAAAGACUGCAGCACUGCUUGUGGAUUACACCGCCUGGAGGUCUUUCGUGGUAGAGGAGGCAGAAACAAGCAUUGCCGCGACAGGACUGGAACACGCAUUUUAUGGUGUCAGUAGCUUUUUUGGGGUAAGGCCAACCAGUGCCCCGGAGUGA
Eimeria tenella is the source of this 834-nucleotide messenger RNA. RefSeq lists its product as uncharacterized. Lineage: Eukaryota; Apicomplexa; Conoidasida; Eucoccidiorida; Eimeriidae. The transcript is spliced from 5 exons. The record is from RefSeq and is a predicted model, not a curated record. The coding region runs from base 1 to 834 and encodes 277 amino acids.